AUGGCAGACAACGAUGAUCUUCUUGACUACGAAGACGAAGAGCAGGCGGAUCAGCAAACCGCAGAUGGAGCUACAGAAGCGGCGCCAAAAAAAGAGGUUAAGGGAUCUUAUGUAUCUAUUCACAGCUCUGGUUUUAGAGAUUUUCUUUUAAAGCCCGAAAUAUUAAGAGCCAUAGUUGAUUGCGGUUUCGAACACCCUUCAGAGGUCCAACAUGAAUGUAUUCCUCAAGCGGUACUGGGAAUGGACAUCUUGUGCCAAGCCAAAUCCGGUAUGGGAAAAACCGCUGUAUUUGUCCUUGCAACGCUUCAACAACUAGAACCAUCGGAAAAUCAUGUUUACGUUUUGGUCAUGUGCCAUACAAGAGAGUUAGCGUUUCAAAUCAGUAAAGAAUAUGAGCGUUUUUCUAAGUACAUGUCAGGAGUUCGAGUGUCCGUGUUCUUUGGCGGAAUGCCUAUACAAAAAGACGAAGAGGUAUUAAAGACUGCAUGCCCUCAUAUUGUUGUCGGUACUCCAGGCAGAAUUCUUGCUUUAGUUAACAGCAAGAAACUGAACUUGAAACACCUGAAGCAUUUUAUUCUUGAUGAAUGUGAUAAGAUGUUAGAGUCAUUAGACAUGAGACGAGAUGUACAGGAGAUUUUCAGAAACACUCCCCAUGGAAAGCAGGUGAUGAUGUUCUCAGCUACGUUGAGUAAGGAAAUACGGCCAGUUUGUAAGAAAUUUAUGCAAGAUCCCAUGGAAGUUUAUGUAGAUGAUGAAGCCAAAUUAACAUUGCAUGGUCUCCAGCAACAUUAUGUUAAACUUAAAGAGAAUGAGAAGAAUAAGAAACUAUUUGAACUCCUUGAUGUACUGGAAUUUAAUCAAGUUGUUAUAUUUGUAAAAUCAGUACAGCGCUGCAUAGCUCUGGCACAAUUGCUCACAGACCAAAAUUUCCCAGCCAUUGGUAUUCACCGCAAUAUGACACAGGAUGAACGACUCUCCCGCUACCAGCAGUUCAAGGAUUUCCAAAAGAGGAUUCUAGUAGCUACCAACUUAUUUGGUCGUGGAAUGGAUAUUGAGAGGGUCAACAUUGUCUUCAACUAUGAUAUGCCUGAAGAUUCAGAUACAUACCUACAUCGUGUGGCUCGUGCUGGAAGAUUUGGAACAAAGGGCCUGGCUAUUACCAUGGUUUCUGAUGAAAAUGAUGCUAAAAUCCUUAAUGAAGUUCAAGACAGAUUUGAUGUGAAUAUAACAGAGCUACCUGAAGAAAUAGAGUUGUCUACAUAUAUUGAAGGACGAUAG
Parnassius mnemosyne (clouded apollo) is the source of this 1278-nucleotide messenger RNA. Lineage: Eukaryota; Metazoa; Arthropoda; Insecta; Lepidoptera; Papilionidae. The record is from the annotation of a GenBank genome assembly.